UAAACGUGGAGACAAAAGUGUUUCAGUUCGGAUCAAAUUAUAUGUGUGUGCGUUCAGGGUAGUUGAUACUGCAGAUAUCACUUAAUCGUGGACAUACAAUAGUAUCCAAUUACAUUUCUAAAAAAGAAAUAUGAAUAUGUCGGUUAGAAGUAGAUAAGACAGAUCUAUCUAUUAACUUAUUUUCAGCUUAUCUGUACAAGCAGAAGACAGCCUUGACCUAGCGCGACAUUGACCUCCCACGAUUUUAUUCAGUGCGACACGACGCUGUGAAGAAUUGUCAAGUGACAAUUUGUUUUGCUACAGAAUUUUGCAAUAUCGCAACAGUUAAAAUGGGGAACGAUGGUUUAUUUCUUGGAUUCGAUUUUAGCACGCAACAGGUGAAAGUUAUUGCAGUCAAUGAUAGUCUACAAGUUAAAUAUGAAUGUGCUGUUAAGUUUGAUACAGACUUAUCAAAAUACAAUACUCAAGGAGGAGCCCAUGUUAGCAGUGAUAAGAGUACGGUAACAGCUCCUACUAUAAUGUGGAUUGAGGCUUUAGAUAUGGUGUUGGAUAAAAUGAAAAAAGACAGUUUCCCAUUUGAGAAAGUUUUAGCGAUUUCUGGAUCUGGUCAGCAACAUGGAAGUGUAUAUUGGAAAACAGGAGCCCAGAAUACUUUAAAAAACCUAAAUUCUGCAGAAAACCUUAAAGAACAGUUGAAAGAAUCAUUUAGUGUAGGUGAUUCACCAAUAUGGAUGGAUUCCAGUACAACUAGGCAAUGUCAAGAUUUAGAAAAAGCUAUGGGUGGAGCUCAGAAUGUAGCAAAUAUCACAGGUUCAAGAGCUUAUGAGAGAUUUACUGGAAAUCAGAUUGCUAAAAUUUAUCAAACUAAACCUGAUGCUUAUAGUGAGACAGAGCGUAUUUCGUUAGUUAGUAGUUUCGCUGCCUGUUUACUUUUGGGAGAUUAUGCACCUAUCGAUACGAGUGAUGGAUCAGGAAUGAAUUUAAUGAAUAUCAAAACGCUUGAUUGGUCAGAUGAAUGUUUAAAGGCAUGUGCACCUAAUUUACGAGAGAAAUUGGGUCCAGUUGUUCCUUCUACAACUAAUAUUGGUAAAAUAUCAAAGUAUUAUGUAUCUAAAUAUGGUUUUAAGUCAGAUUGUUUGUUGACAGCCUUUACAGGAGAUAACCCAUCAUCAUUAGCUGGUAUAGCACCAAGUCAAGGUGAUAUAAUAUUAAGUUUAGGAACCAGUGAUGUAUUAUUUCUGUGGAUAACAGAACCACACCCAGCGCUUUGUGGUCAUAUAUUUGGUAACCCUGUUGAUACAUCAGCAUAUAUGGCUCUAUUAUGUUUUAAAAAUAGUUCCUUAACACGAGAACGAAUCUGUAAUGAAUUAGCAGAUAAAUCGUGGGAUACUUUUUCUAAAAGUUUAGAAUCUACAAAAAUGGGAAAUAAUGGCAAUAUAGGCAUUUAUUUUGAUGUAAUGGAGAUACAACCCUUAGCAGUGGGUGUUUACAGAUUUAAUGACAAAAAUGAACAGGUUUCAAGUUUUGAUAAAGAUACAGAAAUAAGAGCAGUUAUCGAGUCACAGUUAAUGGCUAGAAGAAUUUAUUCUGAAAUGUUAGGUUUUAAUAUUGGUGAGAAUUGUCGUGUUAUAGCUACAGGUGGAGCAUCUAAUAAUAAAGCUUUAUUACAGGUUGUAGCAGACGUCUUUAAUUCAUCUGUUUAUAUAAAAGAUGUGGCUAAUUCAGCAAGUUUAGGGGCAGCCAUCCGUGCCAAAUACGGAUCGAAGGGUUUCGACACACAAUUCUCAGAUGUAGUUAAAGACAUAGAAGAACCUGUUUGUGUGGCUACACCUACACCAGGAAGUCAACAGGUGUAUGGUCCAUUGUGUGAAAGAUAUAAAAAGUUAGAAGAUCAAGUUACUAAAUUAUGCAGCUCAUAAAGGCUUGGUAUAUAAUCUUUAUGUAUAAAUCUGUGUGUGUGUGGAAAAUGUUAAAGUAAUACAUAAUUAACAAGUUUUGAUUACUCAGUAUUAUUUUAUGUGAAGUAUUGUCUUACAGAAAAUACAUUCUUAAAGUUACAAUUUCAUAUUUUCUAAGAAAGUCAAAACAUAAUUAUUUCUAUGUCUUUGCUCAAUAGGUUGUCAACUCACUAUUAUACGAUCAUAGGUUAUCUUUCUCACACUUAAAAAUCUUCACAGCGGAAAUAAUAACACAAUUACCUCCCUUGUUUUCCUAUUCUCGACCAUGGAAUAGCUAUCUUCAAACAUUUGAAUUUGAAGUUGAAAAUGAUAUUUUUGCCAAUUUCACAACUGGCAAUAGUGAAUUAUAGGAUUAAUAGGAUUAUUCUUUAACAAGGUAAAACUGUUUAUAGAUAUCAUCUAUUUUAGGGCUUUAUUUUAAUACAUUUUAAAAAUAUAACUUUAAAAAUAUGAAAUUGUAACUUUAAAUAGGCUCAACUAUAACAUCCCAUGAUUUUUAUUAUUCAAGAUUGUUUGCAAUAUUAAUAUUUGUAUAAAUAUAUCUUUGUAUAUUUACUCAAUGGUGCAAUGUUUGUAUAUUUAAUAGACAAAAUUACGACGUGCUCUGGCUAAUAACGCAGAUGAGUCUGAAAAUCAAAAUACAACUAUGGGUAAAGGCCUUUCAAUUGAUAUGUGAUGUAUGCAUUUAUAAUAAAUAUUGUUUAACGGGGAGGUAUAUUUAUGUAUAACUAGAAAUCCUGCUGAUGACCUAUGACCAUGAGGUUAACCAUAAGCUUAGGCUUAUAUAAUCCAGGCCCAAACUCAUGAAUUCAUGAUACCCUACCAUAAUAAAAAAAAAACAUGAAAAUUUGAAUUUAUUCGUGCAUUAUCAAAAAUGACCGACAGUGAAAAUUUCAAAGCGGAAGCCCUUAUCCAGGUUCAGGUUUAGUGCACAAAACUGAUUUAUGGUUAAUUUUUCUAGUACUCUUGAUACCAUUUCUUGUUUUAGGCUGUCACGUAUCUAACAAAUUGUUGUGUUUAUUUUUAUUUUUAUAUUUGUAUACAAACAAUUUAAGGUUGUUACACGGGCUGGAUUUAUAUUAAUUGUAUCAUUUUUUACUGACAUUACAUCACUUUAAAUCAAAUGUGCCAAAAUGAUAAAAUAAUUGUUAUAUUGCUAAUUAUUUGUUAAAUGAUUAUAUUGUUGAUGAUUUUAUUAAAUAUUUACCAACAUA
Messenger RNA from Patella vulgata (common limpet), 3172 nucleotides. Its product is annotated as xylulose kinase. NCBI's taxonomy places the organism in Eukaryota, Metazoa, Mollusca, Gastropoda, Patellidae. Bases 330 to 1919 code for a protein of 529 amino acids. The record is from RefSeq and is a predicted model, not a curated record. Gene Ontology annotation, cellular component: cytosol. The transcript has 19 exons. Gene Ontology annotation, biological process: xylulose metabolic process; D-xylose metabolic process. Gene Ontology annotation, molecular function: D-xylulokinase activity.